Messenger RNA from Paramecium sonneborni, 723 nucleotides. The record is from the annotation of a GenBank genome assembly. Lineage: Eukaryota; Ciliophora; Oligohymenophorea; Peniculida; Parameciidae.
AUGAAUCAUUCAAUUAAUAUUAAGUUUGAUAAAUAAUUAAUGUCAGUCGAUUUUUCUAUAUUUUUUGGAAAUUAACCAACUAUCCUAAUUUAGACCAAAGAAUAACAUGCAGAAUUUUAAAAUGAGGAAGUCUAGAAAGUUUGUCAAUUGUAUUUAAAAUUGUUAACUGUUUUUAUUAAAAUAAUUAAGAAAAAAAUACCUUUUGAUUAUAAUUAAUUCCAUAACUUAGCUAAUAAGGUUUAAAUUUAAGAAAUAAUCACAUCAAUUUAGAGUUAAUAAAUGAAAACGAAAAUUAUCAAUCUUUAAAAAUCUUUGUUAAAAAUUGAAAAAUUUUGUAGUGCAAACACAACAAUUCAACUAGUUGGUUUAGAUUAUUUCAUAAAUACUAUUCCAAAAAUAUUUUAUUUAUUAUUUGCUUGCAUAGUUGAUAGCUCAACUAGUGAAUCUAUAAUAAUUAAAGGUUAAAUAAUUGAAAAUUAAUUGAAGCUAAUUAAAAUACAAGGACAAUUCGAUAUUACAAAGUUAAAUGAUUAUACUAGAAGAAUUAAGAGCUACUUACUUAUUAUAUGUAAAGAAAUAAAAGCAUAAUAAUUUAGUAUAAUUUUUAGCUAAAUUAUUUUAGGUAUUAAUCUUGAAUUUAAUGAUGAAAUUCUUUAGCCAUUUACCAAUAUUAAAAUGCCUUAAUUACAUUUUAAUUAUUCAAAGAAGAAGUUCACUUAAUGA